Messenger RNA from Lolium perenne, 1792 nucleotides. RefSeq lists its product as uncharacterized. NCBI's taxonomy places the organism in Eukaryota, Viridiplantae, Streptophyta, Magnoliopsida, Poales, Poaceae. Gene Ontology annotation, biological process: protein ubiquitination. The record is from RefSeq and is a predicted model, not a curated record.
GCACAACUGGAAAUGAUAAGCAGCCGUGGACGCCAUGGGCCUGGCGUGCUGACAAAACCACACUUAUAAACCACGGACAACACGCCGCCUCCUCUCUCAGCCUGCCCACCACUAACCCGAGAGCAGAGGAGAGACCGAGAGAGAGAUGUCUAUCACGUCGCUUCCGCCGCCACCGGAGCGCAGGGUGCCGCUGGUGGUGCCCAUGGUGCCGCGGCUGGCGGAGGAGGGAGGCGCAGGAGCGAAGGUGGACGACUCGCGCGGAAGCGGUGGCGGUGGCGUGGCGGGGAUAUCGCCGAGCAUCCUCAUCAUCGCCGUCAUCGUGGUCGUCAUGCUGCUCGCCUCCAUCUCCAUCCACUACUUCAUCCGGAGCCUCUGCCGCCGCUCCUCGGGAUCCUCCUCCACGCCGCCGCUCCCGCUCGUGGCGGUCCGCAGCUCCGCUGUGGCGCCGGCAGCCGUGGCCGGCCAGGGGAAGGAGGCCGCCGCGGAGCGGGAGCGGCUCAUCGAGCGGCUGCCGCUCUUCACGCUGGCGUCGUCGCUCGCCGCGCUGCCCCGGUCGUCCAGGGACUGCGCCGUGUGCCAGAGCGUGUUCGGCGGCGACGACGAGCUCCGGCUCCUCCCGGCGUGCCGCCACGCGUUCCACUCCCGCUGCGUCGACCCGUGGCUCCGCGCCAACCCGUCGUGCCCGCUCUGCCGCGCCUCCAUCGCGCUCCCGCACCCGCCCCUCCCGGAGCUGCUGCGCGUCGAGCUCGGCAGCGUCAGCAGCCGCCGCUCCACCUCCUCCGCCUCCGCGGCCGUCGCCGCAGCGCCGCCGCCAGACGGGGCACCCGCCGCUCCCCGCGCCUACCCGCUGCCGAGUUUCCCCAACUCCACCGCGGAGUACCUCGUGGAGGAGGACCUGCAGGUCGUCCUCAAGCCGGCCAACCCGCCGCUGGCACCCACGGCACGAAUCACCGGCGAGCCGAGCCAGCAGCUGGCAACCGCGGGGGAGCGCGGGCUGCAGCCGUCGUCGUCCGUGACUCCGACGGCGUCGUUCAGGUCCGUGGGCCGGUCCAGCAGCAGGUGGAGCAACCGGUGGAGCAGCCGCUGGAGCAGCGGGCGGUGGAGCAGCCGAUACGACGCUGGCAGCGUGACCGCCGCGGCCACGGCGGAGUGGUGGUGGGACAUGGACGGCGGGGUCGCGCCGGCGGUGUCGCGCCGGGGCGACGCCGAGGACGGCAGCGCGUUCUACGGGUUCGUCCGGUGGCUGACGGGGGCGUACUAGUACAUACGAACACGCAGGCGCCCGUUCAGUGGCGGGGUAAGCUCUCGCCGGACUCUGCCGCCGGCGAUGACAGUGCAAUCCCCACAGUGGCCAUCCCCUCCCUGGCAUCGAAUUCUGAUGCUCUGCCGCCUCUGCUUUUGGGCAUCCGCGACAAUCUGUAAACAAUUUCUCCCUCCCUCCCUCUCUCUCUCUCUCUCUCUCUCUCUAUCUCUCUCUCUCUCUUUCGUUGUGGAAUUUUUUGUGGUGGCGUACGGAAUUCGAAAUCUGGUUCCGAAUUGGAGAAUGUCGGCGGGAAGACUGAGGAAUUCGGGGACUUUGAGGAGAAACUCCCCUUCCUUCCAUGCUGCAUUUGGUGAAAUGAAAUUAGAAAUUCACAUUUUCCAACGCUUUCAAAUCAACAACACACUCCUACACUACUAGUAGUACAAUUUGAUUUGGGUUGCUAAUGAGUUUGUAAUUUCUGUUGGUAAAGUACUGUGGAUUGCAAGGGCAGUGAUGAAGAGAGAGAGAGAGUGUGUGUGUGUUUCCUGC